AUGGCGUCCGCCGGAGAAGUGAGGCCGGAAAUUCACGACCCCGAAACUGUCCAUGACAAUGAAGCUGCUCUUCACGAAAAGAAGGAUUAUUCAGAACCCAGCAACGAGCUGCAUGAAAAUCCAGCCCGCGUGGCAACAAACGACCAUGACCGCGCCCACUACGAGAAGUUCGGCACCUACGACCGCUAUGAGAUGACCGAAGAAGACUGCUAUGAUGAGCUUGGCUUCUCAUUCCCAGAGUGGAAGAAGUGGAUGAUUCUGUCCGUCGUCUUCUUAGUUCAGGUCUCUAUGAACUUCAACACGUCACUGUACAGCAACGCAGUCGGCGGCAUUUCAGAAGAGUUCGGUGUCAGUGCUCAAGCAGCGCGUGUCGGUGCGGCCACUUUUCUCGUCGCAUACGCGUUCGGAUGCGAGCUGUGGGCACCGUGGUCCGAGGAGCUGGGCCGUUUUCCUGUGCUCCAGCUCAGUCUGUUCUUUGUAAACAUCUUCCAAAUCCCAGUGGGCAUUGCGCCCAACUACGCGACCAUCAUCGCCUUCCGUACGCUUGGUGGUCUCUCCACUGCUGGUGGCUCCGUCACAUUGGCCAUGGUGGCUGAUAUGUGGGAACCUGAUAACCAGCAGUAUGCCGUAGCUUUCAUCGUCUUCUCGUCCGUCGGCGGUUCGGUACUCGGCCCCAUUGUCGGUGGCUUCGUCGAACAGUUCCUGGCCUGGCGAUGGAACAUCUGGAUCCAGUUGAUCUUUGGCGGUGCUGUCCAGAUUGCCCACGCCCUCCUUGUUCCCGAGACCCGCACGACAGUUCUUAUGAACCGCAUUGCAAAGAAGCGCCGUGCCGAGGGCGAGAAGAACGGCAAGCCAGUCAACAUCUGGGGACCCAACGAGCUCACGCCCUGGAGGGAGCGCUUCAGCGCCCACGAGAUCAUCACCACCUGGAUUCGUCCUUUCCGCAUGUUCCUUACCGAGCCAAUAGUGCUUGUCCUCUCCCUGCUCUCCGGUUUCUCUGAUGCCAUCAUUUUCAUGUUCCUGCAGUCGUACGCACUCGUGUACGCCCAGUGGGACUUUGCGGCGUUCGCCAUCGGUCUCGCAUUCGUCCCCAUCGGUAUUGGCUACCUCCUAGCUUGGUUCUCUUUCUUCCCAGCCAUCAAGCGUAAUGAAAGGCUCCGAAAAGAGCGCCCUGGUGACGAGAUUGCGCAGUACGAAGCUCGACUCUGGUGGUUGCUGUUCACUGCCCCCUGCCUUCCCAUCGGCCUAAUCAUCUUUGCAUGGACCUCAACUGGACCUCCACUACACUGGAUUGGAAGCAUGGUCGCCUCUGCUAUCAUCGGUAUCGCUAAUUACGCUAUCUAUAUGGCCACCAUCGAUUACAUGAUCUGCGCCUACGGGCCAUACAGUGCUUCGGCUACAGGCGGCAACGGUUGGGCUCGUGACUUCCUUGCUGGUGUGCUCACUCUCCCCGCAACUCCCUUCUUCCAGAACAUCGGCUCCAAUCCUCUGGCAUACGCAUCUACCAUCUUGUUCUGCAUCUCGCUUCUGCUCGUCGUGUCGGUCUACGUCAUCUACUGGAAGGGCCCAGCUCUGAGGAAGAAGAGUCCGUUCGCUCAACAAUUGGCCGGUGCCCGUGAGGAGACUGGUGGUAGGAGGGCUAGUCACCUGCCCGGCAUGUAUGGCUCGAGAGUCAACUCAAUUUCUGCCGCCAGCAACGGGCCCACCUCGAGGAGAGGCAGCGUCAUCAGAGGCGCGAGCUAUCAAGGCCGACCAGGUGCUCAGCGUGGCGUGAGCUCUUCGAACGCAUACUAG
Molecule: messenger RNA, 1794 nt
Organism: Ascochyta rabiei
Lineage: Eukaryota; Fungi; Ascomycota; Dothideomycetes; Pleosporales; Didymellaceae
Exons: 2
Coding region: 1-1794 (597 amino acids)
Biological process (GO): transmembrane transport
Molecular function (GO): transmembrane transporter activity
Source: RefSeq, a predicted model, not a curated record